Messenger RNA from Funneliformis mosseae, 367 nucleotides. Lineage: Eukaryota; Fungi; Glomeromycota; Glomeromycetes; Glomerales; Glomeraceae. The record is from the annotation of a GenBank genome assembly.
AUGCUUCAAGUAUUAAAUCCACUUACUAUGUUAUUAAAUAUGAAUGGUAUUGAUCUUAACAUCUUUAAUAUGAUACAACCAGCACUAAGUUCUUCCUCGUCAAACCGGGAGUUCUAUUAUAGCAAUGACGUUCACAUGUUUCAUAUCACUUGUGAAGAAAGUCUUCCCGAUUACAAUGCACGUCAAAAUCAAAAGAUUUAUAAAGUAACUUGCAAAACCAUUCCGAUUUCUUUGGUUGCUAAUAAUUUGUUAAAAAGACCUUAUACCAUUAAAUUUUCUGACGCCUACAAUCAAUACGCAAUUAAUUACAACCAAACGGAAGAUAAAGGCACUAAUUGUCGCAUUGUAGUUGAAAAUUUUGAUCAAA